Messenger RNA from Aedes aegypti (yellow fever mosquito), 457 nucleotides. RefSeq lists its product as uncharacterized. The record is from RefSeq and is a predicted model, not a curated record. NCBI's taxonomy places the organism in Eukaryota, Metazoa, Arthropoda, Insecta, Diptera, Culicidae. The transcript has 2 exons. Bases 128 to 442 code for a protein of 104 amino acids.
AAGAAUUGUGUUUUUGCAGGACUGUAAAUUUCGGUAAACAGUGACAAGUGCAAAUUUCUGCUGAAUUUUAAAAAAUUGUGUUAAAGUGAACGACUUUUUGGAUAAUAGGAAUUAAAAGAAGGAAACAAUGCAAAGCCAACGAAGGCAAUCCGCCGGUUCCGCCAUUCCGAAAGCGCCGGCCGUGAAGCGCCGCAUGUCCCGCCACGGUUCGGUCCUGAUUGAAACCACCCCGCGGCAAAUCCCCUGGGACCUCGUAGAUCGACUGCUGGUUCCAAUCAUCGGAUGCCACGCCGCGGCCAUUGUUUGCUCCGGAGUGUUCAACUUUCUCGGAAUUUCCCAGGUGUCGGCCUUUGUGCUGUUCCUGUUCUUCGCGAUCCUGACCGUCGGUGCCGCCAUCGGAUUCCACAGUCUUAAGGUAGGUCCGGGAUGUGGGGGAUAUUGACCCGUUAUCGCCCAA